Molecule: messenger RNA, 675 nt
Organism: Racocetra fulgida
Lineage: Eukaryota; Fungi; Glomeromycota; Glomeromycetes; Diversisporales; Gigasporaceae
Source: the annotation of a GenBank genome assembly
CUAAUCAUUGUAAAAAUGUAAGCCGCACUCUUGUAGAGAGGGUUACUAAUGCAAAUAACUAUGUAAAGGAAUUGGAAUUAUGUAAAGAUGAAAAUAGCGAGUUUUUAGCCAAAUCAGGAACUUUUCAAAAAUUUAAUGAGUUAAGGAAUAUCGUCGCUCAGAUUGUAAGCUUUGUUGAGAGAAUUUCACGAAUUGAAGGGUUAGCCACUUUCAAAUCUACUAACGAAAUUAAGCAACAAAUUAAACAACAAUUUUGUGAACUAGUUGAAAAAUUUGAUAAAUAUUCAGAAGAGCUAAAAUUUGCAUCAAAGAAUUCGAACGAUAAUUUUGCAUUAGAACAUGAUCUUGCUGAAAUAGACAAGAUAUCACAAACGAUUCCUUUGAUUGUACAAUUAACUGAAGAAUUUAAUAAGCAAUUAUUGAACGAUAAAAUAAAAAUUAUUCGGCCUUUAUCAAAAACUCAGUCAUUGGAUAGUCUUAAGGUAGAGACAUUCGAAUUAAUUGGAUAUAAAAUGUCAUCAGAUGAAAUUCGCGGACAACAUAUUCGAAAGUGGUCAAAAAUUUCUGAUCCUAAUAAAGUCAUUGCCGUUAAGGAAGUAAAUAUAGGUGAACAUCCCGAUAUUUCGUCGAUAGAGCAAAUUAAAAAACAAAUAGAAAUUCUUAAAAUGCUUCAAU